GUGCCCUCUGUUCCUCUUUCGGCACAAAUCCACUAGAAAUGGAAAGCUACGUAGCCGGAUAACUUUUGUGUUGUUUUAUUUAUUGAAUAAACCCACUUGAUGUCGAAGAUAUGGAAUCCAAAAUAAAAUAGCAGUGCACAACUUUUAUUUACAUUACUGCAGGGCUCCAUCACGUAGAAGCGGCCACCACCGAAAUGACCAACCUGAACUGGAAACCGUUCAUCUACGGAGGGAUGGCCUCUAUUGUCGCAGAAUUCGGUACAUUCCCCAUAGACCUGACUAAGACGCGGCUGCAGGUGCAGGGCCAGUCCCAGUACAUGGAGGUGCGCUACCGGGGCAUGUUCCACGCCCUGUUCAAGAUCGGCAAGGAGGAGGGCAUCAAGGCACUGUACUCUGGCAUCUCCCCAGCUCUCCUGAGGCAAGCCUCCUACGGGACCAUCAAGAUUGGGACAUACAACACACUGAAGAGGUUAUUUGUGACCCAUCCGGAAGAUGAGACCAUGGUGAUCAAUGUGUUCUGUGGAGUGGUGUCUGGAGUCUUGUCCUCCUCUCUGGCCAACCCCACUGAUGUCGUCAAGAUCCGUAUGCAGGCACAGGGCAGUCUGUUACAAGGCAGUAUGAUGUCCAACUUCAUUAGCAUCUACCAGACAGAGGGAACCCGUGGCCUGUGGAGGGGCGUCAUCCCUACAGCUCAGCGGGCAGCCAUCGUAGUGGGAGUGGAGCUUCCUGUCUAUGACAUCACUAAGAAGCACCUCAUCAAGUCUGGCACCAUGGGAGACACCAUACUCACACACUUUAUUUCCAGUUUUAUGUGUGGCCUGGCGGGGGCGCUAGCCUCCAACCCAGUGGACGUAGUGCGGACACGUAUGAUGAACCAGCGAGUGUUGUCAGGGAACCCCAUGUAUAAAGGCACGCUGGACGGAGUAAUGCAGACAUGGAAGAACGAGGGAUUCUUUGCCCUCUACAAGGGCUUCUGGCCCAACUGGCUGCGGCUGGGGCCAUGGAACAUCAUUUUCUUCAUCACGUUCGAGCAGCUGAAGAAACUCAACUUGUAGUUGGAACAGGAAGUGGACACUCCGUCGGAUUAGAUGCAGGGAUGGGCAACUCCAGUCCUCGGAGGCCGGAGUGUUGUCCCACAUUUUCCCCAUUCCUAGAAAAUAGAACUGAUUAAGGCCAGGCACCAUACAUACCCUAUUGGGGAUUUAAAAAAAAUAUCUUAAUCAUAUAACAAUCAACUUUUCCUAGUUGAAUGUAGACAAGGUUUUGUAUAAAUGUUUGAAAUAUUAAUAUAAGUAUACAUAUUUGCAUUCCAUACAAAUUCUUUUUUUAUAGAUGCUGGAUGAAUUCUGCCUAAACGUUUGUUUCAGUUUAAGACACUCCAGGACCGGACUUGUCCAGAGCAGAUUCUGGAUAAACUUUUUAUCUUUAAAAUACUAAAGACUUGUAUAAUAAAACAUUUAAAAAAAUGUUAUCUAGAAUUUUAAAAAGUUACAUCAACAAUUCCCCCUGGGCAAGUCUGGAGAAUGUAUCUAAGGAUAACUACACACAAUUCAAAAGCAGAUGCUUCUGAAGCUGAGAAAAACAAGUUGGCGGUGUGGUGCCUGGCCUUAAACUGAAGAUCAUGAUUAGUUGAUUAUUGGAGUCCAGUGUGUUAGCUUGGGCUAAAGUGUGACAACAAUCAGGCCCCCGAGGACUGGAGUUGCCCAUUACUGGUCUAUAGUGUGUUGGAGAGCGGGAAGCCCCACAACACCCCAGCCCACGUGUCAAACUCAUUCCAUGGAGGGCCGAGUGUCCAGGUUUUCGCUUCUCCCUUGUACUUGAUUGAUGAAUUAAGGUCACUAAUUAGUAAAGAACUCCUCACACCUGGUUGUGUAGGUCUUAUUUGAAAGGAAAAAACAAAAACCACUAGGCCAGAGUUAUUCAACUCUUACUCUACGAGCCUGCUGGUUUUCUGUUCUACCUGAUAAUUGCACACACCUGGUAUCUCAGGUCUAAAUCAGUCCCUGAUUAGAGGGGAACUAUGAAAAAUGCAGUGGAACUGGCUUUGAGGUCUAGAGUUGAGUUUGAAAACACUAGGCCCUGCAUGGAAUGAGUUUGACGCCUCAGCCCUUGGUCCUUGUUACAUUCACAAUCCCUCCCUCUGUCACACAAUCUAUAUGUCUGUGCAUGCUCAUCUAAGUGUUAUUUUAGUUUUAUUUGAACUUUUAAUAAUAUUGAUAGUAUAAAAAAACAAACAUUUAAAGUUAUUAGUUGUAUUAUGUUUUUUCAAACACUUCUUCAUACCCCUCAACCACCCUUGAGGCCUCUCCUGGCAGCUAAACAUUAGGUUGUAGCUGAGGACGGAAGCCUGUUUGGGCCAAUAGGUAUUAGCUAGGUACGUUGUCUGCCAGCUUGCUACCUUCUUAGUGAGGAGGAGGACUAUCCUGGGUGGAAUGGGAACUGGAUAUCUACUUGAGCUUAUUUAGAGAGAUGUGGAAUGGGCCUCUGAUUGUGUCUGACCUAGUUUUUAACCGCAUCUCUGCUCUGCAUGGGACAUGCAGGAAAAAGACAAAGGUUUUGUGUCAUUUCAGCCAGAAAGUAGUGCUCACGAGCCAAAACUGGUUCUGAAAAUUGUGCACAGUUGUGUACGUCAACUAUUUUCUACAUGUUCCGUCCUGAAAUUUAAAAAAAUAAAUAAAUCUUCCUACAAUUCGUAUGAUAUGUUACGUAUUCCAAUUCGUACAAUAUGUUGCAAAUGUAAAGAUCUGGUUCAAUCUCUUUAAAUGUUUAGAAUUGUAGUUUUGCCUGUCUGAUCUGACAUUUGAAUAAUCUAUGCACUUGUUUUGGGCAACACUAGCUAGCAGAGGAUGCAGAGGGGUUUUAUUGUCAAAUCAGUUAUUCUCAAUGACUUACCUUUUUAAUAAAAGGUUACAAUAGAUUCUGUUAGAGGAACUCAGGACAAAGCUGGGACUGUAUCUGUAUGGCUAAUAAGAUGGGAUUGGGGACUUUUUUGACAUUACUUGAAUGCAGUCUGUUGUUGAGCCAAAGCCACCAGUUGUUCCCCGAAGAGUGACUGCUUUCUGUGCAUGUCACUACAAACCCCCCCGAAUACCUGAUAAGUUGUUGGCUCAUGCACAAAUUCUACUGUAAAAAACAUGUCACUUUUCAUCAGAAGGUAGUAGAACUAUUGAAAGGUUUUAGAUUAUGUUAUUUUCCUUUGCCCUCUCCAAGUCCACUGACCUCUGUGUGAAACAGAGUUAUGUUUUUUCUUGCCCGGAACAGGCAUUGCAGUGGAAGCAAUUAGGACAUUUCUUGGACCUGCCUGGUUGUCAUGGUGAUUCCCAUAAAAGUACAUUAUGUACAGAGAGACACACAUGUAAAGGUGGAUACACCAUAUUGUGACAGGCAUGUCUAGCUUGUACAUAAAGCUACUUCAGAGUACUUGCUUUUUGUUUCUAUUUUGAGGUUUGCUUAAAGCCCUGAAUAGAAAUGGCCUGUAGUACUAGGAUAUGGUGGCCGUAGUGCCAAAGUGUGCAUGUACUGUACUGCACCGCUGUUGUAAAGCUCUGUCCCUGAAUAGGUCUGAACUGCACUGUUACAUACUUACUCAAGCCUUACACUUUACUUUCAUAAUAAUGUUUCUAAUUUCUAUGAUGCCUCUUUCUGUGCCUCUGCCUCAUGUCCCAUGGUCAUGUUGAGUUGUGUUUUUAUUAGAAUGACAAGUUUUGUUGUAGCAUUUCCAGAUCAUGUAUAUGGAUGUUAGGUGUGAGAGAUGUGGGUGUUAUGUACUGUGUAAUUAAUUGAAACCAACGUCCUGUUUUCUUUAGGUUUGAUUUUUACAGAUCAUGCUUACGGGCGGCAGAUGGCCUAGCGUUUAGAGUGUUCGGUCAGUGACCGAAAGGUUGCUAGUUCAAAGCCCUGAGCCAACAAGUUGAAAAAUGUGUCUGUGCCCUUGAGCAAGGAACUUAGCCCUAAUUGCUCCAUGAUCGCCAUUGAUAAUGGCUGACCCUAGCCGUGACUCCACUCUCCAAGGGUGUCUGAGGGGGAGUUGGGAGAUGGAAAAAAAACUGAAAACAAUCACAAAUGCGUAUGAAUACAAACGUGUACAUGUGUGAAAUAGGACAAUUAUAAGCAUUCAUUUGUUGUUUCAGAAGUCAAAGCCGUCCUUUGAGCUUUUUCAGCUUUACCAUGAUGAUGUGUCUUUACCAUGAUGAUGUAAUACUUUUUUCCCACAGAGAAUAUUGUGUGGGUUUCUUUCCUUUUAAACACAUCCAUUGUUUGUGUGGAAGAGACUAUUAUAUUGGCUAAUAUAUUUAGUCAGAUUUAUUGAAAAAUAUGAAUGAAUAACUUGUAUUUUUAUUGGAUCGAAUUUCUUUCCAAAGCUUUAUCUAUUUUUUAAAUAACCUCAUGUUUUCCCAUAUGAACUUAACAAAGAACACUUUCUUGAAGUCUUGAACUUGUUUCCCCUUUACUCAAAAAUGCAGAGUAUGUUAUGUAGUUAUUUGUCUCUAAUUGCUGUUAUUUUAUAAUGAUUAUUGGACAAUUAUUGCAUUUAUACAACCCAUAUAGUUGGCUCCAGCUGCAUUCUGGUAACCACAAAUUGAUUAUUACUUGGGUGAUCAGUACAUUUUCAGUUCAUUCACUUCAGAGAGUGAUUUGAAUUUCCAAUUUAAGAAUAGAAAAAACCCUAAUUGAAAAUGGAUUCAAUCAUUGUAUUGGAAUUUCAGAAUUGACCAACCCUGAAUGCUUUCUCUUCAUAAUCCUGUCUAUCUUCUUAUAUCAUGAAAAUGACAGUACAAUGUUGUCAUUCAGCUGUUACCAUUUGACUCCUUAGACUUGCCUUACUGUAUUGUUUUUCAGUUCCUUCAGAAAGUAUUCAUACCCUGUGACUUAUUCCACAUUUUGUUGUUACAGCCUGAAUUCAAAAUGGAUUUUCAUUUACAUACAGUGCCAGUCAAGAGUUUGGACACACCUACUUAUUCCAGGGUUUUUCUUUAUUUUUUACUAUUUUCUACACUAGAAUAAUAGUGAAGACAUAAACUAUGAAAUAACACAUAUGGAAUCAUGUAGGAGGAAAAAAAGUAUUAAACAAAUAAAAAUAUAUUUUAUAUUUGAGAUUAUUCAUAGUAGCCACCUUUAGUGUGUGCAAAGCUGUCAUCAAGGCUAAGUAUUCACACCCCUGAGUCAAUACAUGUUAGAAUCACCUUUGGCAGUGAUUUACAGCUGUAAAUCUUUCUGGGUAAGUCUCUAAGAAUUUUGCACACCUGGAUUGUACAAUAUUUGCACAUUAUUAUUUAAACAAUUCUUCAAGCUCUGUCAAGUUGAUUGAUCGUUGUAAGACAGCCAUUUUCAAGUCUUGCCAUAGAUUUUCAAGCCAAUUAAGACAAAACUGUAACUAGACCACUCAGGAACAUUCAAUGUCUUCUUGGUAAGCAGCUCCAGUGUAUACUUGGCCUUGUAUUUUAGGUUAUUGUCCUGCUGAAAGGUGAAUUGGUGUCUGUUGGAAAGCAGACUGAACCAGGUUUUCCUCUAGAAUUUUGCCUGUGCUUAGUUCCAUUCCGUUCCUUUUUAUCCCCCCCAAAAACACCCUUCCUGAUGACAAGCAUACCCCUAACAUGACCACCAUGCUUGAAAAUAUGACCUCAUGUUUUCCCAUAUAUGAAGAGUGGUACUCAGUGACGUUGCAUUGGAUUUGUCCCAAACAUAACACUUUGUAUUCGGGACAUAAAGUACAUUUCUUUGCCACAUUUUUAACUGUUGUACAUUCGUGCGUUAUUGCAAACAGGAUGCAUGUUUUGGAAUAAAUUUUUUUCUGUAUAAGUGUCUUUCUUUUCACUCUGUCAUUUAAGUUAGUUUUGUGAAGUAACUCCAAUGUUGUUGAUCCAUCCUCAGUUUUCUCCUAUCACCUCAUGGAGAAAUACCUGAGCGGUUUCCUUCCUCUCCGGCAACUGAGUUAGGAAGGAUACAUCUUUGUAGUCAUUGGGUGUAUUGAUACACCAUCCAAAGUGUAAUUAAUAACUUCACUGCUCAAAGGGAUAUUCAAUGUCAGAUUUUUUUUUUUACCCAAUAGGUGCCACCCUUUGCGAGGCAUUGGACCUCCCUGGUCUUUCUGGUUUAAUCUGUGUUGUAUAUGUGGGGUACAGAGAUGAGGCAGUCAUUCAAAAAUCAUGUUAUGCACACAGUGAGUCCAUGUAACUUAUUAUGUGACUUGUUAAGCACAUUUCUCCUGAACUUAUUUAGGCUUGCCAUAACAAAGGGGUUGAGUACUUAUUGACUCAAGACAUUUCAGCUUUUAAUUUUUUAAUUAAUAAAAAACAAUGUCAAGCAUAAAUCGCUUUGAUAUUAUGUGGUAUUGUGUGUAGGCCAGUGACACAAAAUCUACAUUUGAAUCUAUUUUCAAUUCUGGCUGUAACACAACAAAAUAUGGAAGAAGUCAAGUGGUAUGAAUGCUUUCUGAAGGCAUUGUAUAUUUUAAUGACAGUAUAUCGUAUUUAUUUCUGUUUUCGUGGUUGUAUUCUCUACUGCUGUAUGACUCAGCUGGCUGGGACACUGUUUGGUCUCUGUCAAAUCUUUUAGCCUGUCAUAUUACCUGGUCAUGUGCACUUUGGUAAAAUGUCUGUCGAUAAAACUGUAUUUGCAAUCAUA
Oncorhynchus kisutch (coho salmon) is the source of this 6624-nucleotide messenger RNA. Its product is annotated as brain mitochondrial carrier protein 1. Gene Ontology annotation, biological process: transmembrane transport. Bases 195 to 1055 code for a protein of 286 amino acids. The transcript is spliced from 9 exons. NCBI's taxonomy places the organism in Eukaryota, Metazoa, Chordata, Actinopteri, Salmoniformes, Salmonidae. The record is from RefSeq and is a predicted model, not a curated record.